This is a messenger RNA of Choloepus didactylus (southern two-toed sloth), 4953 nucleotides long. RefSeq names its product PDZ domain containing 1 (gene PDZK1). Gene Ontology annotation, biological process: protein localization to plasma membrane. The record is from RefSeq and is a predicted model, not a curated record. The transcript has 10 exons. Gene Ontology annotation, cellular component: apical plasma membrane. The coding region runs from base 432 to 1991 and encodes 519 amino acids. Lineage: Eukaryota; Metazoa; Chordata; Mammalia; Pilosa; Megalonychidae. Gene Ontology annotation, molecular function: signaling receptor binding; protein-membrane adaptor activity.
GAGUGUUGGUUGGGUGUGACCAAGGCAUCUGCCUAAGGGAGAGAACUGAGGAAGGCAAAGGCAUUUUCUCCCUCCUGGGCUUCCCUCCUCCCCUCUUUCUUCUCAUUCCCUGGGAGGGGCAGGCAAAGAGCGGCAUCCCCAGGCAAUGAGGCAGGUGGGCCAGAGCAUCGGAGAUAGUUGAGGGGUUUUCAGGCUUUCCUAGCUGAGGGUUCAGCCAGCUGACUGUAAGCAGGACAGAGGUCACUUGAACUCAGACCACACGUCCCUGUUAAAUACAUUAGCUUUUAAAUCGAUCUUUGUUCAAAGUCCAGUGAGUUCCAAGACUACCGCUCACCAGCAGAGAGAGAAUUCCCAAACGAAAGGAGACGCUCCGCUCCCUUCCGGAUCCAGGUCACUGAUUCAUUGUUCAGCUUCCUCCAGUCUUGUACUAAAUGGCCUCUGCUUUCAAACCCCGAGAAUGUAAGCUGUUCAAACAAGAAGGACAAUGUUAUGGCUUCUUCCUGCGAAUUGAGAAGGACACUGAUGGCCACCUGGUCCGGGUGGUUGAGAAGGGUAGCCCAGCAGAGAAGGGUGGCCUUCAGGAUGGAGACAGAGUUCUUAGGAUCAAUGGUGUCUUUGUGGACAAGGAAGAGCAUAUGCAGGUUGUGGAUCUGGUCAGACAGAGUGGACAUUCAGUGACUUUACUAGUUCUGGAUGGGAAUUCCUAUGAGAAAGCCAUUAAGAAACAGGUGAACUUGAAGGAGUUGGGUCAAAGUCUGAAGACGACGGAUUUGAGUGAUAAGGAACUGCCCCCAGUGAUGAAUGGUGGAGCAGAGACUUGGAGCCAGCCUCGGCUGUGCUACCUGGUGAAGGAGGGGAACAGCUAUGGCUUCUCUCUGAAAACUGUCCGUGGGAAAAAAGGAGUAUACAUGACUGAUAUAAUACCUCAAGGCGUAGCUAUGAAAGCUGGUAUCCUUGCUGAUGAUCACGUGAUUGAAGUGAAUGGUGAGAAUGUAGAAAAUGCCAGCCAUGAGGAAGUGGUUGAAAAGGUGAAGAAGUCAGGAAGCCAUGUCAUGUUCCUGCUGGUGGAUAAGGACACUGAUAGGCACCACAGUGAGCAGAAGAUAAAAUUCAAUAGAGAAACAGCCAGUUUGAAACUGCUACCCCACAAGCCCCGGGUUGUAGAGAUGAAGAAGGGAAGCAAUGGCUAUGGGUUUUACCUAAGGGCAGGCCCAGAAAAGAAAGGUCAAAUCAUUAAGGACAUAGAUCCUGGAAGUCCAGCAGAGGAGGCUGGCCUGAAGAGCAAUGACCUGGUGGUUGCUGUCAAUGGCAAGUCUGUGGAAGCCCUUGAUCAUGACAGUGUGGUGAAAAUCAUUAGGGAAAGUGGAGAUCAGACCUCACUGUUGGUGGUAGACAAAGAGACGGACAACCUGUAUAGAUUGGCUCAUUUUUCUCCGUUUCUCUACUAUCAAAGUCAAGAACUGCCCAAUGGUUCUAUCAAGGAGGCUCCAGCUCCUACUUCUGCUUCUCUGGAGGUCUCAAGUCCAGAUACUACAGAGGAAGUAGGAGAUCGGAAACCUAAACUCUGCAGGCUGGUUAAAGGUGAAAAUGGCUAUGGCUUUCGCUUAAAUGCAAUUCAGGAUCUGCCAGGCUCAUUCGUCAAGGAGGUGCAGAAGGGUAGCCCUGCCGAUCUGGCUGGGCUAGAAGAUGAGGACAUCAUCAUUGAAGUGAAUGGGGUAAAUGUGCUGGAUGAACCAUAUGAGAAGGUGGUGGACAGAAUACAGAGCAGUGGGAAGAAUGUUAUAUUCUUGGUCUGUGGAAAGAAGGCCUUUGAUUAUUUCCAGGCUAAGAAAAUCCCUAUUGUUUCCUCCAUGGCUGAUCCAUUGGAUGACCCCCUGGAAUCCAAAGAAGGAGCACUGGCAGAGUUAGAGCCCGACUCAUGUACUACAAAAGAACGAGCCCACAGUACAGCCUCUUUUUCUUCUUCCAAUUCUGAAGAUACAGAGAUGUGAUGAGAACAAAUAAUGGCUUUGGCUAGUAGCUGUUUCUGGGUAUUUACUAGGAAUCCUUUCUCAAGGAAUGAGCUGUCAUCCAUUUACUGUCUCCGCUAAAGAGCUACUCUGGAAACCAGUUCAUCAUUUGUGAUUGUCCUCCACUGUUAUUUGUCUUAGGGGCAGCCAGAGCAGAUGGCUUAUUUAUGGUCCACUUAGAAAAAGCUAAGACAGGAGCCAGCAUCUUUUUCAUAUGAUCUCUUUUAAGCUUCAAUUUAACUACAUUUCCUUGUAUGGUUGUAACUCUUACUGCUAUAGGCUCCAUGAACACCAAAGAUGAUUUAUUAAUCUGUAUAUGUGAGAGCUGCUAAUUAAAGUAUCUCAGCAGAUAACACUUAAAAUUAUGCUUUUGUAAGAAUGUUGUGGUUGCUAGAAUAAAUAACAUUAAAAAUGCCUUUUGAGUUGCUUGAAACGUCCCUGUUAACUGAUAUGUCCUUAAUAGUGUUUUUGUUUUUGGUAAACUUUUUAUGAUUUAAACUUCAUUUGUUUUAAUGUCUCUAGAAACCCCAAACACAGUGUAGAAAAAAAACCUUAGUAAAAACACUGACAUCCAGAUAAUAAAAUUCAGGAUUUUCCUAAGUUGUAUUUUUGAGUAUACUACAAAUUUUCCAACGUCUUCCUUUUACAGAUGAAGAAAUUGAGACCCCAGAUAGGAAAAGUGACUUAUUCCAGUUAACAGUUAUUCACUCUUUAACCCACAGCAUGGGGGGAAACCGAAAGAAAAAAAGAGGCAUAAUUACUAAAUUGCAGGUAGGAUAGUCACCCUUAAGUAAUUCUAAGUUAAAAGGAAAUCAAGAAAAAUAACAUGCUUGUAAGUCUCUCUUUUGGUAGAAUGUAUUUCAUUUGUAUACCACCCCUCCCCUAGAAAAUAAAAGCUAACCUCUUGAUUAUUUUAAUGGGGCAGGGAAUGGGGAGAGCAAGGGCAGGAUGCCGACUCAAGUUAGAGCAUAUAAGUGUAACAUAUACUGUAAUAUACUUGAUAAAAUGAACCUAAGGAUCUUAAAAGGACUUUGUGUUCCAAUCUCUGAUUUUAACAAUGUAAAGGGAAACCCAUGACCUUCUCCAUUUGAAUCUUGAACCCUGACUUAAAGCCUGUGGUUGGCCCUGCUACCUUAGACUUCUCCUACCCAGAGUUCCAGUGUAUGCUUUUCCCCCUAGUUUCUUGGCUCCUUUUUCAUCCCAUACUACACCAGCCUCAAAUGAACACAGAAUGCCCUCUGCUGAGCGCUGGUUCAAGUUACUUCUCUCAUGUUCUCGUGAUCACAGUAUCAUUUGAGGAGGAAGGUGUAUGCUGGAGGCAGAAUAUGCUACCACAGCAUUUUUAUGUUUGUUUCAAAAAAUAUUAGGUCCUAGUCCCCACCAUUUUUCUCCUCUUAAUCCAAAUUCUGACACUACUAGCCUUUAGCACUCAGUAACAGGCAUGAUUUCAAGGUGCCAUGUGUUUCUCUGGUGCCUGUUUAUGAGCCAAAUAGAGGAAUAGUAUGCUUGAAAGAGCGCUGACCAGGAAGAUCACAUCAAACCAACGGUGAUAAAAGUUGAACUGGAGUUCUCCGAGGACUUCAGUGAUGAUGGUGCGGUAUUCAAGAGGCAUACUCAUGCGGAUUAGCAGUACAGAAGAGACGAAGUACAUGCCCUGUAAGUCAAAUAAGUUAACCCAGAAGUUACUCUGAAUGUAAUGAGAGACAGGUCAAAGGAAAUUGUUAAAAUAUUUAAAAGUAUAAAAGAUAUUUCUGGUAUUUUACAGCUGUAAACAUAAAGCCAGUUCAGGAAACUCACCAUUAUCUGUGCUAAUAGCAGGACAAUGACAUUGGAGGACUUACUGCUGGAGAUGGCAUAAAAGAACUGUCAAAGGGAAGAGAGAUGAAUUUAUGCAAUACUGCUAGAUUCCUGUGUCAUGAUAAAUAAGUCACGUGGUUAACAUUUAAUUGAAAAUGUCUCCUCUGUGUCACAAUCCUGUACAGAACAAUUAUAUAAUAGGGCUACAAAGAGCCCUAAAUGGGCUACCUAAAAAGAAUCCAAUUAUAGUUUCCCCAUUGAAUUAGUUGGUGAUUUUAAGUACUGUGUGAUAAUAUAUGAAAGAGAUUCCUAUUGCUAUCAAACUUUUAGAAACUAUGUGAUGCAUAUGACUUUAACAUCACUCUUAAACAUUAAAACAGAUGACUCCAGGUCAUUCCAAGCCAUUUGUCACUGGGCUCCUGACUUCUUUCCAGAAUUGUGCUAAAUGCCUGGAAUCCCUUCCCCUCUCAACCACUUCUCUCCUUUCAUUAAAACAGUUCUUGGAUCUUGAAAACCUUACCUCUUCUAUCAGCAAGUCCUCACCUUCUGCCUCCAUGAAACCUUCCUAUGUUGAUCAGAAAUCAGCUGAAUAUUCUGUUUCCCCUACUUCCAUAUCUUCUCUACAACUAACACUGUUAUUCUUCUAACCUCAAAUAUCUAUCACAUUUACUCAUUUGAAAGAUCUGCUGAGUACCUACCAUGGGACAAGUCCUGUUCUGGAUGAUGGUGACCUAUCAGUGAACAAAUGAGACUUGAUCUCAUUCUAUUACCUUCAUGCUCUAGUCACAUCUAUUACCUAAUUCAUAUACCUGGUAAAUAUUUAUUAUCAAUGAUUUGUAUAUGAUAGAAAUAACAUCAUCAUUUUAUGUUUGGUUUAACUUGCUUUUAUUCUGUUGUAUAUCUUUUAAGUAAUUGUGAUUGUGUUGUCUAAGAUCUCAGAAGGCAGAAAUAUUAGGUAAAAUUAUCGUAUGGUGCCAUAUGUAAUUAAACAAAUGAUAAACACUUUUUGACGUACUGAUACAAUGUACCUUGGUAAGAGUGAUCAGCAAUCCUCUGAUGGAUGUGACGAUGAUUAUUCCAACCAGGAUGAAGGAAAUGUGUUGGGACCAGAACUUCACCUGCACCAUAAGAAGAAAAAAUAAAUCUU